This is a messenger RNA of Dermacentor silvarum, 345 nucleotides long. RefSeq names its product protein YkfC-like. The coding region runs from base 1 to 345 and encodes 114 amino acids. The transcript has a single exon. NCBI's taxonomy places the organism in Eukaryota, Metazoa, Arthropoda, Arachnida, Ixodida, Ixodidae. The record is from RefSeq and is a predicted model, not a curated record.
AUGGUCGGUUUCAGGCCCUCGCUGUCCACUCAAGAGGUCAUGCUAUUGAUCAAGAGGCAGAUAGUCGACGUGGUCAUGAGAGACGUCCGAGGCAUCUUGGCGCUAGACCUCGGCAAGGCUUUGGACACUGUCAAACACAAGCACGUCCUCGACUCUGUGUUGAGAUUGAAGCUCGGCGAACGCUUUCACGCGUACGUCAGCUCUUUCCUCAGGAAUCGUAAGGCCACAAUCAAGUUGGGCGAGAUGAUGUCAGACGGAUACGCGCUGGGAGCCCGCGUCACGCCGCAGGGUGCGGUGCUAUCUCCACUGCUCUUCAACAUCGCCAUGAGAGACCUAUGGGUCUGA